Messenger RNA from Lutzomyia longipalpis, 1102 nucleotides. It is a transcript of the gene Fsn, whose product is annotated as F-box/SPRY domain-containing protein 1. The record is from RefSeq and is a predicted model, not a curated record. Gene Ontology annotation, cellular component: SCF ubiquitin ligase complex; synapse. Lineage: Eukaryota; Metazoa; Arthropoda; Insecta; Diptera; Psychodidae. Gene Ontology annotation, biological process: proteasome-mediated ubiquitin-dependent protein catabolic process; synapse assembly involved in innervation. Gene Ontology annotation, molecular function: protein binding. The transcript is spliced from 5 exons. Bases 175 to 930 code for a protein of 251 amino acids.
GUCUAAAGGUACAUAACCUAUUUUUUGUGUUAACUGUCAAAAAUCCCCUCUGAUUUCUAAAUUAAAUCCUGAAAGAUUUUAAUAAAUUGAAAUUCUAUUGCUGUUUUCUCUUUUCAAUAUAAUUAGCACAUAACAUACCUACGAACUUACCAAAAAAGGAUUUUAUUGCAAAAUAUGUAUCAUUUGCUUCCGGAUAAUGUUUUGGAAGUAAUAUUUUCAUACCUAGAUCUCAGAGAGUUGCGGGACUGUUCGUUAGUUUGCAAAAAUUGGUAUCGCUACCUAAAUGAUGAGAAUAAUGAUGUGUGGCGGAUGCAUUGUGUACGAAAAUUGGCAGAAGAAGCAAUAAAGAGUGAACUUCUCUCCACUCUCCCAUCGUAUAAAGCUAAAUUGCGGGCAUUCUUUUACGCGUGGAAUCCAAAUGAUUGUUCGAGGAAUGUUUACAUUAAACCCAAUGGGUUCACCCUUCACAGGAAUCCAGUAGCGCAAAGUACGGAUGCUACUCGAGGAAAAAUAGGUUUUCGACAAGGUAGACAUGCGUGGGAAGUGAUCUGGGAGGGUCCGUUGGGUACAGUGGCGGUUAUUGGUAUCUCCACGAAAUCUGCCGCUCUUCAAUGUCAUGGAUACGUAGCACUAUUAGGAUCGGAUGAUCAGAGUUGGGGUUGGAACCUGGUCGACAACCACCUUUUACACAAUGGUGAUGCCCAGGGUAACUAUCCUCUAUUGAAUAAUGCUCCAAAAUAUCAAGUAGGGGAAAGAAUUCGUGUAAUUCUCGAUUGUGACGACAAUACGUUGUCCUUUGAGAAGAACUACGAAUUUCUGGGCGUUGCUUUCCGUGGACUACCUGAUAAGAAGUUAUAUCCUACAGUAUCUGCUGUUUAUGGAAAUACUGAGGUAUCAAUGGUGUACUUGGGGCCCCCACUUGAUGGUUAAUAGUUAAUGGGACUCAUAAUGAGUCAUGUUUCCAUGUGCAAAUCCAAAGCUAUUUAGACUAAAAUAUAAAAUUAAGAUAUUUAUUUCAAUAAGUGUAAUGAUAUUCCAAAGAAAAAACAUUUUAAGUAGCACUUUCCAUGACAUAGGUAAUAAACUUGAAUACCUAAUAUUA